AUGCCGGCCGGCCCCAGCCCUCCCCUCACCAGCGUGGGGCUGAGUGUUGGGGGUCUCGGCGUCAGCCCGUACCCUGACGCCCUCGACUACUCGCUGCGGAGCCAGAGCGACCUGGACGACCAGCACGACUACGACAGCGUCGCUUCCGACGAGGACACGGACCAGGAGCUGCUGCGCAACGCCUCCCGCAACAACCGUGCCAGGAGCAUGGACUCCUCCGACCUCUCGGAUGGCCCCAUCACGCUGCAGGAAUAUCUGGAAGUGAAGAAGGCUCUGGCCGCCUCCGAGGCCAAGGUGCAGCAGCUGAUGAAGGUGAACAACAGCCUGAGCGACGAGCUGCGCCGGCUGCAGCGCGAGAUCCACAAGCUGCAGGCAGAGAACACGCAGAUCCGGCAGCAGACGGGUCCGGCGCACCCAACCCCGGCUCCCAGCGAGCGGCCGGAGCACGGGCACCCCCCGGGCACAGCCCCCCCACACCGCCGGGACCGCCAGGCCUUCUCCAUGUACGAGCCAGGCUCGGCGCUGAAACCUUUCGGGCAGCCGGUGGAGGAUCUGGUGACGCGGCUGCAGCCCUUCGGCGCCGGGAUCCGGAAAGGUCCGUCUGCUUCCUCGGUGCCCUUUCCCCCAUCCUCCCCGCUGCUCUCCUGCCCGCCCGACGGUGCCCGGCACAUGAGCAAGCUGGACCGGCAUGGCAGCGGCACCGACAGCGACUACGACAACACGCAGGCGGGUGAGGUCCUGAUCAGCAUGGAGGGGAAGCGAUUCGUGGAGCUGAGCAAGGAUGAGGACUUCCCGCACGAGCUGGACCCGCUGGACGGGGAGCUGGACCCCGGGCUGCCCAGCACGGAGGACGUCAUCCUCAAAACCGAGCAGGUCACCAAGAACAUCCAGGAGCUGCUGCGGGCGGCACAGGAGUCCAAACACGACAGCUUCAUGCCCUGCUCGGAGAAGAUCCACUCGGCUGUGACGGAGAUGGCAUCGCUCUUCCCCAAGAAGCCGGCGCUGGAGACGGUGCGGAGCUCCCUGCGGCUGCUCAACGCCAGCGCCUACCGGCUGCAGAGCGAGUGCCGCAAGACCGUGCCGCCCGAGCCGGGCGCCGCCGUGGACUACCAGCUCCUGACCCAGCAGGUCAUCCAGUGUGCCUACGACAUCGCCAAGGCCGCCAAACAGCUGGUCACCAUCACCACCCGUGAGAAGAAGCAGUGAGCGCCGGCCCGC
Haliaeetus leucocephalus (bald eagle) is the source of this 1218-nucleotide messenger RNA. RefSeq names its product G protein-coupled receptor kinase interacting ArfGAP 1 (gene GIT1). NCBI's taxonomy places the organism in Eukaryota, Metazoa, Chordata, Aves, Accipitriformes, Accipitridae. Gene Ontology annotation, molecular function: GTPase activator activity. The transcript is spliced from 9 exons. The record is from RefSeq and is a predicted model, not a curated record. Gene Ontology annotation, biological process: brain development; regulation of ARF protein signal transduction. Bases 1 to 1206 code for a protein of 401 amino acids.